Messenger RNA from Aspergillus mulundensis, 3426 nucleotides. It is a transcript of the gene pld2, whose product is annotated as putative phospholipase D (PLD). The record is from RefSeq and is a predicted model, not a curated record. Lineage: Eukaryota; Fungi; Ascomycota; Eurotiomycetes; Eurotiales; Aspergillaceae. Bases 1 to 3426 code for a protein of 1141 amino acids. Gene Ontology annotation, molecular function: catalytic activity. Gene Ontology annotation, biological process: cell motility. The transcript is spliced from 5 exons.
AUGUCCUAUAACCAAGACCACCUGGCCUAUGGCCGAUAUCAAGGCCAGGACCCUGAGGGUGCUGGCGAAGAAAACUCCAGGAGUCUGGUGGGAGACACGUUCAACAUGUUGAAGACUAAAUACAAAUCACAUCAAGGCUCUCAGGGUGGCCAAGCACCCGGGAACCAAAACCAAUCGUCUCAGAGCUAUAGCCAAGGCGGUUAUAGUGGCGGGCAGAGCUAUCCGUCGUACAAUAGCCCCGGCCAUGACCAAACGGGCCCGAAUCAGAGUUCCGGCAAACCGCCGAAGCAAGACAAAACGUCCGGUCUGUUCGGGAAACUCCAGGGAGUUGUUGCGGACCUCGGCGGCGAAGUCGCCCAGCGGUUAGGGACGGCCAUCGACCCGCAAGGGUAUGCGCAGUAUGGAAAACCACAGUCGCAGUCGCAGUCGCAGAAUCGGUUCGGCAGUUUCGCGCCCGAGCGUCAGGGCAAUGAGGUCCACUGGUAUGUCGAUGGGUGCUCGUAUUUCUAUGCGGUCUCCAAGGCCCUGGAGACCGCCAGGGAGUCUGUUUGGAUUCUGGACUGGUGGCUGUCUCCAGAACUCUACCUUAGACGGCCUCCGGCGAAGAACGAACAGUACCGACUGGAUCGAUUGCUACAGGCUGCAGCCCAGCGCGGAGUGAAAGUCAACAUCAUUGUAUACAAAGAGGUCACUCAAGCGUUGACUCUGUCUUCGGCCCACACGAAACACCACCUUGAAGCCCUUCAUCCCAACAUUGCCGUCUUCCGCCACCCCGACCACCUCCCAGACGGACAAGGUCUGGCAGCUUCAAUCAGCUCAUCGCUCCAGAACCUCUCCCUGGAUGCACUGAAGCUAGGGAAGAUGUCCGUCGAUGCUAUGAAGGGCAUCUACGGUAUCCACGAGGGCACCAUCCUCUACUGGGCUCACCACGAAAAGCUCUGCAUAGUCGACGGGACAGUUGCUUUCAUGGGUGGACUAGACAUGUGCUACGGCCGCUGGGACACUCACCAGCAUGCCCUUGCUGACAUCCACGACAACCCCGCCGACAUUGUCUUCCCUGGUCAGGACUACAACAACGCCCGCGUCCUCGAUUUCACCGACGUUGCGCAUCCCGAUCAGAACAAGCUUGACCGGACGCAAACUUCCCGCAUGGGUUGGUCUGACGUCGCAGUCAGUUUCCAUGGACCGGCCGUGGAGGAUAUCCGUCGCAUGUUUGUCGAGCGUUGGAACUUCCUAUACGAUAUCAAGUACCAGUCACGUAAUGACUCGAGGUUCUCGAAGCUGGCGAUCUAUGGACACCCAGGCUCAUCCAGUGGCCAUCAGUCCCAGGGACAGCAGGGUUCUCAUCAGCAAGUGCCCUAUCAGCAUGGUCAGCAGUAUUCUCAGCAGCCGGGCAAUACUCAGCAGCCUCAGUACCAGCCAAGCCAGCAUCAACCUGGCCAGCAACAGUAUUCCGCUACGUCGCAGCCUACUCAAUCGCCCCAACCUACCUGGAAUCAGCAGCAGUCAAACACCGGCACCCCUCAGCCUGCAACUCAGUCACCUCAGCCCAACUGGUCCCAGCAACAAACAGGCUACCAACCUUAUCAUCCCGGCCAGUCGUAUUCGCCGGCUCAGGGUACCAGUGAGCUGCCUCCGACAAGCCCUCAACCGAGCUGGAAUCAACAGCAGACUUCAUACCAACCCGGCCAUGGCCAGCAGUCGCAAUAUGGAACUCCGCAGCAGGCUCAGUCCCCGUAUUCUGGUCAAUCAUUCCCGCCUCCUCCCCCUGGACCGCCUCCAAACCAGGGCCCUGGACAAGCUCAAUCGCCAUACUUCCCACCUCCCCCUACUCAGGCUGGACAAGAAAACCAACACUCCAGCACUCGUGGCUUCUCGGAGGACUAUAGCGAGGACAGGGGCGACCGCGAGAGGGCGUCUGGCGGCAAGCCGGGUCAUGGAUCUACUUCCAGCUUUGUGCCUCGUCGAUUCCGAGACAACUUCGAUUCGCUUCGUGGUGAGCUGGCUGGUCAGAUUCAUCAGUACCAGGACCGUUUCACCAGCGGUGCUCUAGGACGACCCCAGCAGCGCGGUAACAUGUCUUGCCAGAUCGUUCGUAGCUGCGGUAAAUGGAGUAACGGCACGCCCACCGAGCAUUCGAUUGCGGAUGCGUACUGCGAGAUUAUCCGCCACAGCGAACACUUUGUGUACAUCGAGAAUCAGUUCUUCAUCACAGCAACGGGUGACAAACAGAAGCCAGUGGGCAACAAGAUCGGUGCUGCCAUCGUUGAGCGUAUCCUCCGGGCUGCCCGUGCAGGUCAAAAGUACAAGAUCGUCGUUGUCAUCCCGAGCGUUCCGUGCUUCGCUGGAGACCUAGGUGACGAAGCUGCCCUGGGAACUCGUGCAAUCAUGGAGUUCCAGUACAACUCGAUUAACCGCGGAGGAAACAGUAUCAUGGAGCUGAUCGCAAAGGAGGGGUAUAACCCAAUGGAAUACAUCCGGUUCUACAACCUCCGCAACUAUGACCGUCUCCGGUAUACCGUCCCCAAAGCGGCUCCCCAGACUGGCGGAUUCGGACCUGAACAUCGCCCGGCCUUUGACACAUCCGCUGCCUAUCAGUCCUAUCCCUCAGCUCCUGUCGCUUCUAAAUCUGGGGGGCAGUGGAACACGGUCAGCUCGUGCUACAUGCUCAACGGGCCAGAUCUUCGAAGCAUCCCCUGGGAUGGACCAAGCGAAGCAGAGAUUGAUGCAUUUGUCACGGAGGAACUAUACGUCCACUCCAAGGUCAUGAUUGCCGACGACCGCGUGGUUAUCUGCGGGUCCGCCAAUAUCAACGACCGGUCUCAACUGGGCGACCACGAUUCCGAGAUCGCCGUAAUCAUUGAAGAUAGGACUCCUGUUCCGUCCAAGAUGAAUGGUCAACAGUGGACAGCCUCUCGAUUCGCCUCCUCGCUGCGCCGCCAUCUGUUCCGUAAGCAUCUGGGCCUGCUGCCUCCGCAGAAUUACGAGCAUGUCAACGACCAGCUCCACUUUGACUUUGAGUCCCCUGAAAGCCAAAUUGUGGCGGAUCCUUUGGCGGACACGCUGCUCAGCAUGUGGAACACGCGCGCCCACACGAAUACCGAAGUCUACCGCGAAGUCUUCCACUCUGUUCCUGACGAUACCGUCCGCAACUGGGGCUCGUACAAGGAGUUCUACGGCUAUUAUUUCAAGAACGCAGACAAGCAGGCCUUUGGCGAGAAGAUCGAUGGCCCCCCUGCGGCGUACAAGUACGGACACGUAGUUUCUGAGAAGUUCCCAGGGCCCGAGGGCGUAAAUCGCGUCAAAGAACUGCUCAGCCAGGUGAAGGGCACGCUGGUGGAGAUGCCGCUGAUGUUCCUGUGUGAGGAGGACGUGGCUGAAUCCGGGUUGACGCUUAACGAUCUGACCGAACCGCUCUACACCUAG